Molecule: messenger RNA, 1361 nt
Organism: Brassicogethes aeneus
Lineage: Eukaryota; Metazoa; Arthropoda; Insecta; Coleoptera; Nitidulidae
Source: the annotation of a GenBank genome assembly
ACCACAGACUAUAAGAAAAUCUAGAAGGUCAGAAACAAGUUUGUUAUUUGUUUGUGGCUGUGUCUGUUGCGUCCAAUAGUUUGUUGAAAGUUUUAUAUUUUUUGAAAGUGCCAACGCCCAGUAAGUCUGCUUUCUUAUAAUUUCCAUUUUCAAUAAUAGUGCCAAAUCUACAAUGCCUGUUUUCGAUAACAACCGAGAAAUUGAUUUUGAAAUAGUAUUUUUUGAUCUCGAGACUGGAGGGUUUGCAUAUGAAGACGAUAUUCUUCAGAUUGGACUUCGAUACCAAGAAAAGUGGGAAGGAAUUUACGUCACGCCGACGAAACGAAUUUCUCCGUCUGCUUCUGAAGUUCAUAAUUUAACCAACAUCGGCGAAGAAUUAUUUUUUCAUGGUAUACAAAUACCAUCAGUGCCACUUCAAGCGGCUUUGAAAAAAACUUUGGAUUUUCUUUUGACAACAAACAAGCCGUGCGUUUUGGUAGCCCACAACGUGAAUUUCGAUAGUACCCGUUUGAUUAAUGCAUUACUAAAAACCGGCCAAAUUGAGGAAUUCAGCAAAAUUAUAUUUGGGUUUGUUGAUACCUUGCCGCUUUUUAGAAACAUGUUGAAUCGCCAAAAUAAUUGUAGUCUUGGCUUUCUUGCAAAAGAAGCAAAUAUUAAAGCAUGCGGUGCUCACGACGCUCUAGCAGAUGUUUUAAUUUUGCAAAAAUUGAUUAAGCACCACCAAAUUUCCGAUGAACAGCUUCUAAGCCAAGUUAGCCAAUUUAAUUAUGAGGUUUCAAAACAAAUUGCUAAAAACCAUGCACGGAUGAUUUUAAAAACACUGUCUCCACUUGAGGGUACAGUCUCUGAAGGAAUGAUGAACAAAAUGGCCGCUGCAGGGAUUGAUUUUCCGACAAUAAUUGAUACAUAUAUCACUUUAGGGGAGGACGGAAUUUAUAUGUUGUUUACAGAACUUGUUACAGAAAAACCCCGGGUGACUAAAUCCAGAAGAAUUAUAAAUUCUGUUACUUCGUUCCUGCAAAAUAUAAUUACCUAGUGGUGUUUGAGGGUUUAGGUGUUUUAGUUAGUUGGGUGCUUUUAAGAUGAUCUUUAAAUGUAGGUAUCAUACCUAUUUAGUUGUUAGGUUUAGACAUUUUUUUUAUUUUUUUUUUUAUCUCUGUGACUCUUUCUAUGGUACGAAUUGCAGAACUAUUAGAUAUAUUUUUAUAAUAUUAUUGGGUUUAGUUAAGUUAGGUGAGUUUUUGACGACUUUUGAUGUAUAAUUUUGUCUAUUGGAUAAAAGUUUUAACGAAAGAAGAGAUACAAGGAUUUAGAAGACAUCACUUUCAUUUAUGAAGAUUUUGUUGAUAAUGUUUCUUCAU